AUGGCGUUUUUACUGGGACGUACGUCUCAAAGUUUCCUUUAUACACUAUGUAGAGUCGGUCUCACGCAUUCUGGCGUCUGCGUAUUAUUUUCGAAAAAACUCUACAUACGACCUCAAAAGCUGUUGAACUUGCACUUUAAAGACCAGAGUUCGCGGAUGUUUAGCUGUACCUCUAUCAACUCUACGAGUAAAGAGCAAAAAACAAAGCCCAACAAAACAAAGGAAACAAUAAAAAUAUUGCACAAAAUAAAAGAAUUUCCCCUAAAGGAAAAUAUUUAUACCCUUCCUAAUCUUUUAACUUUAUCCCGUUUAAUUGCGGGACCGAUCAUUGGCUCAUUUAUCCUAAAAGAAGAAUAUAAAAUAGCAUUAGGAAUUUUUAUAUUUGCAGGAUUCACUGAUCUGCUAGAUGGUGUCAUCGCAAGAAGAUACAAUAUGAGAACAAUGUUAGGAACGGUCAUGGAUCCAGCGGCGGAUAAGACGCUCAUGACUGUGAUGACAAUCACUUUGGCGAUGAAAGAUUUGCUUCCAUUUCCAUUGGCGGCUGUGAUUCUUGGGCGUGAUGCUGGUUUAGUUUUGGCAUCAUUUUAUUAUCGUUAUAUUUCUUUGCCACCACCAAAAACAUUGUCAAGAUAUUUUGAUUUUUCUAUUCCGUCGGCUGAAGUGCGACCCACUUUUAUCAGCAAGAUCAAUACUGUACUACAAUUGGCUCUUGUCGGUGUAACGGUUGCAUGCCCUGUCCUUGAAUGGAAUCACGCUCCAGCACUCACAGCUUUACAGUACACUGUUGCCGGAACUACAGUAUUAUCUGGACUAAGCUAUGUUUUCUCCAAAGAUGCUGUUCGAAUAUUAAAACGUCCAUCACCUUCCUCUCGGUAA
Molecule: messenger RNA, 876 nt
Organism: Ambispora gerdemannii
Lineage: Eukaryota; Fungi; Glomeromycota; Glomeromycetes; Archaeosporales; Ambisporaceae
Source: the annotation of a GenBank genome assembly